AUGACGAACUCUGAGAAGCAGCCGUACUACGAGGAGCAGUCGCGCCUGUCGAAGGUGCACAUGGAGCAGCACCCUGACUACCGGUACCGACCGCGACCGAAGCGGACCUGCAUUGUCGACGGGAAGAAGCUGAGAAUCAGCGAAUACAAACAGCUGAUGAAAAGUCGAAGGCAAGAGAUGCGCAAUCUGUGGUACAAGGACGGCAGUGAGAUGAUUGGACCGGAUCAGAUGAGCGCCAGCGCGAUGAUGGCCGCCGCCGCUGCUGCCGGUGCCGGCGGUCUGGCCGGCAUGGACUCCAACGCAAUGGCCUCGGCGGCCGCAGCCGCUGUCAUGCAGUCCUUCCUCAGCGGCGGGGGAGGUGGUGCUGGAGGAGGUGUCGGCGGCGGUGGUGACCCCACCUCGACGAUGUCCUUUCAGUCUGCGGACAGCUACAACUCGGACAGCAACUCCAGCAAUAUGAUGGGCCGCGAUGAGGACUUUGACCUCGAUUCAGGCGAGUCGGGCGCCGAUUCUCCGCCACCAGUGCAGCUCGGCAGUGCAGUGCUCGAUGAUUGA
Messenger RNA from Rhagoletis zephyria (snowberry fruit fly), 555 nucleotides. Lineage: Eukaryota; Metazoa; Arthropoda; Insecta; Diptera; Tephritidae. The record is from RefSeq and is a predicted model, not a curated record.